Molecule: messenger RNA, 3801 nt
Organism: Recurvomyces mirabilis
Lineage: Eukaryota; Fungi; Ascomycota; Dothideomycetes; Mycosphaerellales; Teratosphaeriaceae
Gene: VPS41
Product: Vacuolar protein sorting-associated protein 41
Exons: 2
Coding region: 1-3801 (1266 amino acids)
Biological process (GO): vesicle-mediated transport; cellular response to starvation; endosomal vesicle fusion
Cellular component (GO): late endosome; HOPS complex
Molecular function (GO): protein binding
Source: RefSeq, a predicted model, not a curated record
AUGUCCACCCAGCCUGAGGCGACUGAUGAACAUGCAUUGCAGCUUCCAUCGCCCGCGGUAGCAGCGGCGCGCCAGGCUGCAUCUCCGGGAGAUGCGCCUGAGGAACGCAAUGCUGAACAGGACGAGGAGGACGAAGACGAGGAGGAGGAUGAAGAGCCCAAGCUGAAGUAUGCGAAACUAACUGGGAGCCUCACCGGUGUGUAUCGGAAUGGCGACUCAACCAGUGCAUUCGCCGUGGCUGGCGACAAGAUGGUCAUGGGCACUCACAACGGAAGUGUGCAUGUACUGGGCCUGCCUGGACUGCAAGGCUUGAGGAGCUGGCGAGGACAUAGUGCGACCAUUACGAGCAUAUCUGUAUCGCCUGUUCCGCCGCCACCUACCGUGAUUCGCAGUGACAAAGGUGAGAUCUCUAUACUCUCGCCCGGAAGUCCAGCACCGUCGAUUCGAGAGCAACCACGUUCUACAACCGGAGCUUCGGCUACUGCCCGCCAGCAGAAACAACAGCAGAGCCCUGCGCCGAGUGUACCGAACACACCUAACAAUCAAAUCUACGUGGCUACGUCCUCGUUGGACGGCCAUGUCUGCAUCUCCUCCCUGAUCGACACCAAGGACGUUCAGUUGCGGAAUUUCGCAAGGCCAGUCAACGCAGUAUGCCUGAGCCCGGACUACAAGAACGAUCGCACUUACCUGUCUGGGGGUUUGGCAGGUCAGCUGAUUCUGACGGUGGGCGGCAAAGCUGGAGUAAGUGAAGAUGCCAACACAAGCUCGACCGCAGCAGCAGCUUCAGGAUGGCUCGGCACUCUCACAGGUGGCCUAGCGGGCGGUGGCCAAGGCAAAGACACAUUGCUUCACUCUGGAGAAGGCCCUGUCGGCAUGAUCAAGUGGAGUACGAGCGGUAAGUGGGUGGUUUGGGUAAACGAGGAAGGUAUCAAGAUCAUGAGAAGCCAUCUUCGGCUAGGGAGCGAGAAUUCGGAAGACGCCUGGAAGCGGAUAGCGCAUGCCGGUAAGCCGAAUAAGAGGAGCUGGACCGGAAUGGCUGCGGUGUGGAAGGCAAGAUGCGAGUGGAUCAACGAACAGAGGCUGCAAGAAGAUUACAUUGGCUCAGACACGUUAAGCACGGCAAACGGUCCUAGUAACGGUACGAGCACUGCCACAUUGAAAAGAGAAAACAAGGUUGAGAAGCUCGUUGUUGGCUGGGGCGACACAGCCUGGCUGCUCCAUGUCCACGAAGGCGGCAGAUCUCACUCCGGCACUCGCCAGGUUGGAAGUGCAGACAUCAUCCAUAAGUUGCAGUUCCGCGACUGCCUCAUAUCUGGUAUCUCGCUCUAUACUCCAUCGCUGGUGGCAAUUCUAGCAUACCGUACCCGCGACGACGAUGACAAGCCGAUUGAUAACAGUGAUACUCCGAGCAAAGGUGGCCGUCAGCGCAACCGGCGAACAGGCCUAGCACCGCAGCUUCGGCUGGUAAAUAUUAAAGAUGGAGAAGAGGUUGAUCUGGACGAGCUUUCCAUUUCGCGAUUUGAGACGCUCAGUGCGCAGGAUUACCAUCUCUCUACCAUAUACAUACCUCGACCGGUGCCAGAGAAAUUGCUUCGCGAGUCAGGUAAAGGCGCAUUGCAGGCUGUUUGGGAGGCCAGCGGUGGAGGUUACGCAGAACGGCUGUUCUCGUCGUCAGCGUCCGUCAUGAGCGGGAGCAGUUCUGGCAAGGAUGAAAAGUCUGCAGGUCUGCCUUCGGUAUCAAGUCCAAAGAGUAGUAUGCAAGGCGUUCUCGCAGCGCACACGACCAGUCGGGCUGUGGACGCUCACCCAUUCAUGGAAGCUCAGGGCUUAAAGCUUGUCAUUCAGAGCCCGUACGACUGCGUGCUGGCUAUCAAGCGCGACCAAGCUGAUCAACUGGAGUGGCUGCUGGAGCAUGAACGCUAUGCUGAGGCUUGGCUACUAAUUGACAAGCACCCGCAGAUUGUGGACACAGCAGACCGACAGACCUGGACUAAUGAUUCAGAGCCAGCGUCACCUUCAGGAGCGGAUCCAAGUACUUUGGCAGACUUCUUCGCCGAUGGAUCAGACACACAGUCGAGCGUCAUUGGUGCGCCUGGCUAUCACGCGACAAGUCAAAAGGAGAAGCGACGCAUCGGCGACCGUUGGCUGCAGCAACUGAUAGCUGCAGGAAAUUGGUCGGAAGCAGGCCAAGUGGCUGGUAAAGUGCUCGGCACGAGCUCACGAUGGGAGCACUGGGUCUGGACAUUCGCGCAAGCCAGUAAAUUCGACGAGAUCACACCGUACAUACCGUCAACACAACUCAAGCCACCUUUGCCAAGUCUAGUAUACGAAGUCGUGCUCGGCCACUAUAUUCAGGCUGAUCGGACCAGGCUGAGGCAGCUACUUGAAAGCUGGGAUCCAAAGCUGUUCGAUGUGAAGAGCAUCAUUACAGCAAUCGAAAGCAAGCUACGAUCUGGCGAGGUCACCGAGAAGACUUACGAGGAUGGCGAGAAGGGACGUGACUGGCGCAUACUAAUGGAAGCACUUGCGAAGUUAUAUCUUGCUGAAGGUCGAAGCCGAGAAGCGCUAAGAUGCUACAUACGAACACAAAACGCAGAUACUGCCAUGGAACUCAUCAGAGAAGGCGGCCUGCUUGAGGCCGUUGGCGAGGAUAUUCCGGGUCUACUUAUGCUGCGGGUCAGUGCAGAGCAAUUGCGUAGCUCGCCACCUUUGGAGCUUGAAGAAGCCAGUAGCGAAGCUGUACAACUGCUUCGUGAGGAAGCACAUCGCGGCACCAUCCCACCCGCAACAGUCAUCAGGCAGCUGGAAAAGCAGGGCCCACCAUUCCAGCUUUUCCUAUACUUCUACCUAAAGGCUUUGUGGCAAGGUCGGCCAGAUCAGGAGCAGGUAGCACCUCGUCGCAAAUGGGAUCCGCUGAUCGAAGAAGGCCAUGCACUUGUGAACGAUCACGCUGACCUUGCACUUCGACUUUUCGCUGAGUACGAUCGCGAUCUGCUUAUGACAUUCCUACGCGCCAGCGAGAUGUAUAGUUACGAGCGCGCCGCUAGUAUUUGCGAACAGAGGCACUACAUUCCUGAGCUGGUCUAUAUCCUAUCAAAGACAGGACAAGCCAAGCGUGCGCUUUCUCUGAUCAUCGGCGAACUAGGUGACGUCAAGCAAGCCAUUUCCUUCGCCAAAGAGAACGGCGAGCUCUGGGACGAUCUACUAGACUACUCCAUGGGUCGACCGCGUUUCAUACGUGGUCUCCUGGAAGAGGUCGGCACGGCUAUCGAUCCGGUCAAGAUGAUCCGCCGGAUACCUGAAGGACUGGAGAUCCCCGGCCUAAAAGACGGCAUACAGUCAAUGGUCAGAGAGUACGAGAUUCAGUACUCAAUCAGUGAAGGUGUCGCCAGAGUCUUGCGUGGUGAGGUCGCUGUGGGUAUGGACACCCUACGAGCAGGCAGGAAAAAAGCUGUGAGGUUCGAAGUCGUGCACGGGCGGCAUGGCGCUGAAGAUGUUGAUAUUGCGGCGAAGGACGUGCCCACCAAGGUGCCGAAUGGUGAGGUUCUACCCGUGGCGAAGCGCAAUGUCAUGAUCAAACGGGUGAAGCCUGGGCAUUGCGUCGGAUGCGGUGAUCCAUUCAGCGAGGAAGAUACUGCCGAUGAGAAGUCCAUUGACAGGCUGAUUGAUCAGCUGGGCUAUGACGAUCGAGAGCAGAGCUACGGUACACGUAGUGUGGGUGCAAAAGUCGCACACGCGCACUUGAUCAACAAUGUCGUGAAAGGCGGCUGUCAACACUGCAUCAUACCCGAUGGUGCAUAG